Messenger RNA from Symsagittifera roscoffensis, 1293 nucleotides. RefSeq lists its product as uncharacterized. The transcript is spliced from 3 exons. Bases 47 to 946 code for a protein of 299 amino acids. Lineage: Eukaryota; Metazoa; Xenacoelomorpha; Acoela; Convolutidae. The record is from RefSeq and is a predicted model, not a curated record.
GAAACUAUUGGAAGCAAAUGAGGAAGGUGGUUAUCUCGUUGCUUCAAUGUCUGACUAUCGUGAAUUUCCGUGGGACAACAAACCGGGCUUCAAGGAAAGAAAAGUGGAUAUUUCCAGACAGCCAGCUGUAUACGACAGCCGCUAUCUGAAAGCUUUCAUUGAAAGUGUAAACUUGGCAAAACAGUCUUACAUGUGGGUGACAAGAAACUGCCAAGAGUUCAUUCGAGAUUUGAUGGUAUUUCUUGAAAUUGAAGAUUCGUGGGCCUGCUUCUUCAAAACGGCUCAGCAGGCAAUCGGUGUUGGGAUUUCCUGGCUCUCGCGAGGUUCCAGUCAAAGCAGCAGCUGUCUUCUCCGACAAAUACUAAACAUAACUCCGGCUUUUAUUCAAGACGCAGUUAAAAGUGGCGCGAACUUCAUUGGGAGGAGGCCUCUUGUACUAGGUGCCUCUGAAGGAGUGAUAGAUUUCAUCAAAGAAAUUUUAAAAAGUCUUAUUAUAAAUGCACAGCAUGAGCUUGUUGAAGCAGUUAUCAAUGCAACUAGAGGAGCGUUCACAUGGUGGCAGCUGCUUCAGAUCCCAGUCGAGUUGGGAGUUCGCCUGUUGAUGGAAAGUGAGUGGUUUCAGGAGACAUUCGGUUACCACGAUCCGGGAGGAAAAUGGGCUUAUGCUGCGAGUAAACUCGCCUCAGUUGGUGUUGCUGGGCUUGUUGGACUUUGCGUAACAGGAGGAGGAUGGGGCUUUUUCGGUGCUGUGCUGGUAUGGUUUGUGCAGGAGCUGCUCACUUUUGGCCUCAGAAUGUUAUCCGGAUUCGUAUCUACACACUACACACAUGAUGGUGGAGAUUUCUUUGACAAAUGGAUCGGUGAAUCGAAAACCUUGCAGCUGUUCAAUUGGAUAUUCAAUACUGAUUAUCAUAUCCCGCGACAUGUCAGGCAAGCUGAAGAUUGACAAAAACUCCUGCCAAAGUCGUAUUAAAAGACAACUCGCAAUAAAAAACAACUCGCUUUAACAGACAACUGGCAAUAUACCCAUCGCCGCGGGACGACGUUUUACGAGCUUGCCAAAAGAAUUUUGCCUUUCUGUGAGUUGUUUUUUUAUUGCGAGAUGUAAUUAUAGAUUGCGAGUCAUUUACGAAAAUCUUACUAACUUUUUUGUUUUCUGUUUCUAUUCACUUAAUCCCACUCGUUUGAGUUAUGAUAAAUAAUGCCGUGGUGAUCGUAACGUUCAUUCAAACGAAAAACUCAACUUUUCAGAUUUUAAUCCAGCAAAAUAUAAACAACGUUGUUAUUGGAGUU